ACCUGGAAUUUGUCUACCUUGUUUGGGUUACACCCUAAACGCGACCCGGUAAUCUCGCGUGAUUAACCUCCUCUCUGCGCCUGCGCAGAACAUUCUAAAGCCGAAGGUCGUGCUGGGAAGAAGGGUCGGCUUUGGGCUCGGGGGCCGCUACGCCAUUUCAGUCUUCGCCCGUUCGCUUCGGCUAAGUGCCGAAUCGCACACCCUUCCGUCAAGAUGCCACGGAUUAUGAUAAAAGGGGGCGUGUGGAGAAACACAGAGGAUGAAAUUUUGAAAGCAGCUGUUAUGAAAUAUGGGAAGAACCAGUGGUCUCGGAUUGCUUCACUUUUGCAUCGAAAAUCAGCAAAACAGUGCAAGGCCAGAUGGUAUGAGUGGCUGGACCCUAGCAUAAAAAAAACAGAAUGGUCUAGGGAGGAGGAAGAAAAGCUUUUACACCUGGCAAAAUUGAUGCCAACACAGUGGAGAACCAUUGCCCCAAUCAUUGGGAGGACAGCUGCACAGUGCUUGGAGCACUAUGAAUUUCUUCUAGAUAAAGCUGCCCAAAGAGACAAUGAAGAAGAAACGGCAGAUGAUCCACGAAAACUUAAACCUGGAGAGAUUGAUCCAAAUCCAGAAACAAAGCCAGCCAGACCUGAUCCAAUUGAUAUGGAUGAAGAUGAGCUGGAAAUGCUCUCGGAAGCUAGAGCCCGUCUGGCAAACACCCAGGGAAAGAAAGCCAAGAGGAAAGCAAGAGAGAAACAAUUGGAAGAAGCCAGGCGCCUUGCUGCUCUCCAAAAGAGAAGAGAACUUCGAGCAGCUGGCAUAGAAAUUCAAAAGAAAAGAAAAAAGAAGAGAGGAGUAGAUUAUAAUGCAGAAAUUCCAUUUGAAAAAAAGCCUGCUCCAGGUUUUUAUGACACAUCUGAAGAAAAUUAUCAGGCACUUGAUGCUGACUUUAGGAAGCUACGACAACAAGAUCUUGAUGGGGAGUUAAGAUCUGAAAAGGAAAGUAGAGAUAGGAAGAAGGACAAACAACAUUUGAAAAGAAAAAAAGAGUCUGAUUUGCCAUCUGCUAUUCUUCAAACCAGUGGAGUAUCAGAAUUUACUAAGAAGAGAAGCAAAUUAGUACUUCCUGCACCUCAGAUUUCGGAUGCAGAACUUCAGGAAGUUGUAAAAGUUGGCCAAGCAAGUGAAAUUGCACGUCAAACAGCAGAGGAAUCUGGUAUAAUGAAUUCUGCUUCCAGUACUCUUUUGUCUGAGUAUAAUGUCACCAACAAUAGUAUUGCUCUGAGGACACCCAAAACUCCAGCUGCCCAAGAUCGAAUCCUGCAGGAAGCACAGAACUUGAUGGCUCUUACCAAUGUGGACACCCCACUGAAAGGUGGUCUUAAUACACCAUUGCAUGAGAGUGACUUCUCUGGUGUGACUCCUCAACGACAGAUCAUUCAGACGCCAAACACAGUUCUGUCUACCCCAUUCAGGACUCCUUCUCAUGGAGCCGAAGGGUUGACUCCUCGAGGUGGAAUGACUCCUAAACCAGUUGUUGGCACUACCCCAGGCAGAACUCCUCUAAGGGACAAACUAAACAUAAAUCCUGAAGAGGGAUUGGCAGAUUACAGUGACCCCUCAUAUGUGAAACAGAUGGAGAGAGAAUCUCGUGAGCAUCUUCGUUUAGGGUUGAUGGGCCUCCCUGCUCCCAAGAACGACUUUGAGAUUGUUUUACCAGAAAAUGCUGAGAAGGAGCUAGAAGACCGUGAGAUCGAUGAAACUUAUAUAGAAGAUGCUGCUGAUGUAGAUGCUCGAAAGCAGGCUAUCCGAGAUGCAGAACGUGUAAAGGAAUUAAAACGAAUGCACAAGGCUGUUCAGAAGGAUCUGCCAAGACCUUCAGAAGUAAAUGAAACUAUCCUAAGACCCUUAAAUGUAGAACCACCACUAACAGACCUACAGAAAAGUGAAGAACUAAUUAAAAAAGAGAUGAUCACAAUGCUUCAUUAUGAUCUUCUACAUCAUCCUUAUGGAGAACAAGCUGGAAAUAAAAAAGGGAAAACUCUAGGAUUUGGAAGUAAUAGUACUGAGCACAUAACUUACCUAGAACACAACCCCUAUGAGAAAUUCUCCAAAGAGGAACUGAAGAAGGCUCAAGACCUUUUGACACAGGAGAUGGAAGUAGUAAAACAAGGAAUGAGCCAUGGUGAGCUGUCAAAUGAAGCUUAUAACCAGGUGUGGGAAGAAUGUUACAGUCAAGUUUUAUAUCUACCUGGACAGAGCCGUUACACACGAGCCAACUUGGCGAGCAAAAAGGACAGGAUUGAAUCACUUGAAAAGAGACUCGAGAUAAAUAGGGGUCACAUGACCACAGAAGCCAAGAGAGCUGCAAAAAUGGAAAAGAAGAUGAAAAUUUUGCUUGGUGGCUACCAGUCUCGAGCGAUGGGACUAAUGAAACAGUUGAAUGAUUUAUGGGACCAGAUCGAGCAAGCUCACUUGGAGCUCCGGACUUUUGAGGAGCUAAAGAAACAUGAGGACUCAGCAAUUCCAAGGAGGCUGGAGUGUCUAAAAGAAGAUGUCCAGAGACAGCAAGAAAGAGAAAAGGAACUGCAGCAAAGAUAUGCAGAUUUGCUGCUGGAGAAAGAGACUUUAAAGUCAAAAUACUGAAACAUCUUUUGCAUUUUGUUAUGGAAAGAAUUAAUUGCUGGUUUCCAUCCUCUGGAAGAUUGAAGCUGAUGUUUAUGUUCAUCAAAACAUUUGCCUGUUAUCUGUGACUUUUCUUUUGUUGUUUGUUUUGAAUGAAUUACAUCAUCUGGAUUCUUUGGCCCCACAAGAAUUUUUAGAGGUUAAUUUAUGAAGAGAAUCAGCAUUCUUUUAGUAAUGUCAUGUUCACUAAUUUUUUUUUAGUUUUGACCUUUAAAAAUCAUAUUUUUUAUUUUUAAAGUGUUCUUAAAUGUGUUGCCUGUGGGUACAUUCUUGAAUAAAAAUUAACUGUAAAA
Messenger RNA from Dromiciops gliroides (monito del monte), 2957 nucleotides. RefSeq names its product cell division cycle 5 like (gene CDC5L). The record is from RefSeq and is a predicted model, not a curated record. NCBI's taxonomy places the organism in Eukaryota, Metazoa, Chordata, Mammalia, Microbiotheria, Microbiotheriidae. The transcript is spliced from 16 exons. Gene Ontology annotation, cellular component: Prp19 complex; spliceosomal complex. The coding region runs from base 214 to 2625 and encodes 803 amino acids. Gene Ontology annotation, biological process: mRNA splicing, via spliceosome; regulation of transcription by RNA polymerase II. Gene Ontology annotation, molecular function: RNA polymerase II transcription regulatory region sequence-specific DNA binding; DNA-binding transcription factor activity, RNA polymerase II-specific.